GUCUCGUUUCCCUGGCGAUUGGAGAGUUCAGUCUCCAGUGGAGUUAGGAAACACUCCCAGGCAGGUAACUAACGAAACCAAACAACACAUGCAACUCUACCUGCACAGUGUAUAGUGGAUCUACAGAGACGCGGGAGGAUGUGCGGUUUUUUAUCUAUCCUGGUCGGUGUAGUUUAAAACACCGAUCACUUUCUGUGGGGGCAGCGUUUCUGGCACACCACGAGGUCACUCAACCUGCAACGCCGGGAUGGAACGGUGCUCUGGCUUUGUCAAGGUGAUCGCGGUGAUGGCGAUCAGUCUGGCCAUUGGACUUGUGUUAGACGUGCGGGAUACUUCCGACAUGUUUAUUGGUUUUCCAUACCCGGAGCUGUGGAGGAAAGCGGGACUGGCAGGUGCGCCAGCCCGAGCUGCUGCCUGCAUCCUCGCCGGGGUGUCCUUACUGGCAUUAGGCUGGCUGUACAGGCUGAUUUUCGCUCCCCUGGAGCUGCUCCGGACGGCCGACGAAGUAGGGUAUAUUGCAGAAGAUGGUCGUUCGCGCGCACAGGUUGCCAACGAAGUGCGUAGGCGUCGGAAAACAGGGGAGCUACCACCAGUGUACCCGAACGGCUGGUAUCGAGUGCUGGACUCACACACGCUAGAACGGGGCGACGUUAAGAAUGUCACAUUACUUGGUGAGCAGGUGGCAGUGUUUCGCUCUGAAGACGGGACGGCCUACGUGGUGGAUGCCUACUGCCCACACCUGGGCGCCAACCUGGCGGUAGGGGGACGGGUCGUCGGAGGCUGCAUUGAGUGCCCCUUCCAUGGCUGGCAGUUCCGUGGCAAGGAUGGGAAGUGUGUGAAGAUCCCCUAUGCUGACAAAGUCCCGGAGUUUGCAAAGGUGCGUUGCUGGCCCAGCCGUGAGGUGAACGGGCUGGUGCUGGUGUGGUUCCACUGCGAUGGUGUUGAGCCCAGCUGGACUGUCCCGGAGCAGGUGGAGAUCACGCGCGGGGAGUGGGUGUACCGCGGCCGCACCGAACACUUCAUCAACGCGCACAUUGAGGAGAUUCCUGAGAAUGCGGCUGACAUUGCCCACCUGGCACACUUGCACACGCCAGGCAUCGUCAGCGGCGUGGACCUCCGCUACACCAACAGCAAGACCUGGGAGUUUGUGCGUCACGACUGGAAGGUGGACUGGAAACCAGAGCCGGAACCCAACCUACAUUGCUCUGAGAUGCUAGUGAAACAUGCGCUCACUGUGUUCGGCCGGCGGUGGCCACUGCUGGACCUGGAUGUGGUGGCCAGACAGGUGGGGCCCGGCCUGGUCUUCCUUCUCUUUGACCACAGCUUCCUGGGCCGUGGGCUGAUCAUGCACUGCGUGACCCCAGUGGAGCCCCUCCUCCAGUGCGUCUCUCACACCAUCUUCUAUCAGAACAGCAUUCCGCCGCUGGUGCCAAAAUUCAUCUUGCGGGCCGAAUGCAUCCAGUUCGAGCGGGACGUGAUGAUUUGGAACAAUAAGACGUACAUCUCCAGGCCCAUGCUGGUGAAGGAGGACUCGUCCAUCCAGAGACACCGGCGCUGGUUCAGCCAGUUCUACAGCGAGAACAGCCCCCGACUGCGCUACCAGCACGACUCGCUGGACUGGUGACCUUUCACCCCCGGUCCAGAAGGAGGGGCCUGCUGGGAGAUUGCGAGGCAGGGCACAAGCUGGAACUUCAGGCAGGGAGAGAUGGUGAGAGGGAAAGAGAGAAAGCAUGUUCAGAAAAGUAGGUACGAGAGGGAGAGACCGAGGGAGAAAACAGAACUCUUGUGAAAGUUAGAUAAAGUUGAUUUGCACCUACUUUUACCUUUAGUUGUCAUCAGGGAACCACCAGGAAAUUUUCCACUUUCCUCAUAAACUGCAAGGAGAGUUUUAACUUCUUUUUUCUUUUUAAUGGGAUUUCUCCCAAGAGCAAAUGAUUCAUAUAAUAUCUCUCAAUACAUAACUGCAAACUUUCCCAGUCUUGUGAGUUUUGUCCAUAGGUCCUUUCAUAAUUCUUUGUAAAUGAGAUGCCACAUUUGUAGAGCUUUGUGACAGUACCUUUCUUUGGAGAGCUAUAUCAAGGACAAUUUCACUGACUAAGUCAGGGGAACAGAUAGAGAGGGAAGACAGAGAGAGAGCGAGUGGAGAAGAUGGGAGGAUGAGGAGGACAUAGAAAGAGAGUCCCGGUAUAAAAUAGAGGGAACAGAGAGGGAUGGCAACAGGGCCCGGAGGGUGACAGAAAGGGGACGAACAUGAUUGAGACAGGAAAUGGGAAGGAUCUGUCCUUGCCCUGCGGUGAUAUUAUCUUUUGUUCAUUUAAUGAGACACAUGGGUGCGCAGUGUCUGGUUCACCUCCCUUUAUGACUGUAAUAAUGGGGCCACAUUCCAGCCGUAUAUUGCGCCGAGGUUCUGCCCGAAAACCCAGCAUAAUUAUUCUAGCCAAGCAGUGGGAGCGUUAUAUACUGAACGUGUGUAACCUCUCUGUUCCUCCUCACUCUUCUUACGUCAUUAUCUUUUACUUUAUAUCUCAAAAUCCUUGUAAGUCCAUGACCACAAUUUUAAGCUCAACAAAACUAAACAAAAGAAUAAGUGAUGAGCUCACCUUUAUCUGCAGUCUAGGGUGUUCAGAACUGCGUUGAGCCUGGAUUUGAAUGGCCAAAGGGUUUCUGCCUCUACGUGACCUGCCAAACGAUUCCACACGUUGACUUUCUACAUAAAAGCAUUCUUCCUGAUAUCAGUGCAGAAUAUCCUGAACUAAUUUACCCAUAUGCUUAGUUUGACCGGACGUCCUUUUUUUCCCAGACAAUAAAUAUCUGUCCGGGCGGAAUUUCUAAAUUCCCGAAAAUAUCUGGUUAGGUUUGCUUGUUUGAUUAAUCAUAUAAAUAAUGGCCUGAUAUGUUCAUCGUGCCUGCCCAUCAUUGUCCUCUUUUUUUGAAAACCAAAAUAUCCACCCUACCUAUGCCUCCUCCUUCUGCUAGCAGUACUCAACUUGAAAAAUCGACCUACCACUUCCCUUGGUGGCGUCAGGUAAAUCAAAAGAUUUUUCCUGCAUGUUGCCUGAAUCUAAGCAGGACUGCUCUUGGUUACUAUGCGCUAGGUUGCAAACCCCCUGGGAAAGCUCUUUGUUGAUGCCUGAAGUGAUAUUGACGGGCCAGUAGGGGGUAGUCUUCCCCCUGGAGAAAGCUGACUAUAUAGUGUUCCUGUACAGUGAUGGAAAUUCUGUCUCAAUGAGCAAAGGUGGUAAGUCUAGGAGUCAGAAUUCAAAAGUCCUGCCAUGUGUUUCUUCCACCCCUGAACUUAGUUCUGCCUCCUGGCUGAAGAACUGUGCUAAUUACCUAAUCCAGAUGAUUGGAUCAAAAUACUGCAGAGUAUUUUUGAAUUCUGAACCUGGAUUUUCCACCCCUGUUGAUAAAGAUCUUUUUCAGAUAUAUUAAACCACAGUCCUGACUGAUGCGGCCAUUAAAAGUCCUGUGCCACUUAUUGCAAAGAGUGGGGAGAGUGUUCCCUUUGUCCUGGCCAAAUUUACAACCCAGCAGUGUCAGUCUGCCCAUUUUAUCGUCCCUUGGUUGACUGCCUUAAUAAUUCCCUCCCUCUUCUUCAGCUGAUAUGAUUACAGGGUUCUGGCACAAAAUGGCCGGCAGAUGGCUGCGACACAGUGAUGGCUGAAAUGAGCUUCCUUGUGGAAGGUUCUAUGCACAUGAAUUUAUUAUUAUUAUUAUUAUUAUUAUUAUUAUUAUUAUUAUUAUUAUCACUGUGUAACUGCAAGAAUUUUAUUUUUACCUUAAAUUUUAAUAUUUAAAGGCAUAUUAUGCAGGAUUUUUUAAUCCUCGAUGUGGUCCUGUGUUUACAAUCAAAGCAGUUUCCUCUGUCCUCAACCCUGCCAACUCACCCCCAUUAUUAUAUUUUAUAUCCCUUUAUAUGCUGUUUUUAUUUUAAUAUCUCCAUUAUUUGAUAGCUGUUGCCAUCGAGGAAAAGCAAUUACAAGGCUGACUCUGGUUUUUGAACGAGCCCUGUGGCUUGUCGUUUCACUUCGCUGUACUUGUGCUUCAUCACGUCUGCCAUUUCAGUUGCUAGCUAGCUACAAAUGCUCUGCUAAAACCUGAUCCCACUCCAUGGGCUAUGUAGCCACACCCACCCACCGCCACACAGAAAAGAGCAUCAUACACAGAAACAUCCAAACACAUCUUAGAAGAUGACAUACAGGCAGAGGAGUGCGCAAAAUGUGCGCAAAAACAGAGAUUGCCUGUGUGCAUCAUACAUAUGACUAGGUGUGGUUAUUUUAUGAUAUUUUCCAGGUGAAAGCCCUGCAUAGUAUACCUCUAAAGGUAUACUUUGUCGCUGUAAGUUCCAUGAGGAUUUUUGACUCUCAGUCCCUGAUUUCAAUACAUUUGGGGCUCUGUGAAUGCCAAUACCUAUUUUGCUGAUUAAUAAGGGAAUUGAAGAAUGUCUGAGGGAUUUUUGAGCCUGUCCACCUGUCCAUUGCGACUGAAGGACAUGUAAUUAUCCCCCUAUAGGUUGUAGUUUGAAUGUCUGUCCCAGUAUUUGGGACUCCCUGUGGGGUAAUACUGCAGAUUCUCCCAUCCUGUUGUGUACCAGUGUGUUCACUGUCUCUCAUUCUCUCCCAAUCCCCAUGUCUGUCCCUCGACCUGUCUCUCUCUCUCUCUCUCUGCAUCUUUGUCAGUGUGCAGUAUGUUAAUUAAGGGAGCAUGUGCCAAGUGUUUCAUGUUCUAAUGAUAUACAGAAGCUGUUAGAUUUGCAUCUGAUAUACUUGUCAUCUGGACUGAAGCGUGCCACUUUACAGAGGUUAUAUAUAGUGAGUCUGUGAGAAAAACAAACCCAGGAAAAGCAUUUAGCUGGACAUGCCAAGAAGCUACCAGUCCCAACAAUUAUUUUGUGAAAGGCUUUAUCGUAAUUCAUAUUUGAUUUUUUAAUUGAUUUAUUUUUUGUUUAUUUAAAAGCUUUAUUACUUGAUUCCCUUGAGGCUUUCUUUCACAAAUGCUUAUUUUCCCCUUUCCAGGAAAUGUAAAAUAUAUCUCGCAGCCCAGUUUGAUUAAAUGUAAAUAAGAGUUUUAUGGGAAAGAAAUGGCUUUUAUUCUGUAGCAAAUAGCCUGCGGUGCCUUUUAAAUCACCGAAUGCUUUUGAGCUGUUUCCCAGGCCCGUGUUUGCAAUGGCGGAACAGCUUGCUGAGCCGUCGUCUUCAAUGGCUCUGGCUCUCCCGAGCAACAUGACUGACAUUUACCAGGGCAACGAGCCGCUCAGCACGGUGGCACUUCUGACAGGCAAGCGCAUCUGAGCACCUGCUUAGCGGACGCACAGCUGGGCCGCAGGACCAGUUCGGUUACGAAAGGCACGCGCCUCGCACUCCGCGCCGUCUCAUGUUCUUUAAACUGUCCCAUUCGAUAUACAUUUACGGGAGAAAAUUCAUAUUUCACGUACUCUGAAUGUUAUAUAUGACCAGACAGCACGCAGUGCUUUCAUAUAUGUCUGUUUAUGUAUUUAUUUAUCUUAAGCUCAGCUUUACAUUUGGAACAUAUAUCGUUCAUUACAUUUAUUUUUUGUAUAGUUUCAGUUAUUCUUCUGUUCCAGUCUGAAUGUCCUGUGAUUAGCCUACUUGUUUGUGCUGUCCACACUCCUCACAGAAUGUCCCUUUUAUGAAAUAAUGAACUGAUAGGGAAACAGCAGAUUGUGUUUUACAAAUUGUACAGGUAAUCAGUUAAUGGUGGUUACUUAUACAGUACUUUGAACUAAUUUUACAUUUUUAGUUUACCUCUGCAGGAUUAAAAAAAAAAAGUGUUUGGUUUGUUGCCAAAUGACUGUAGCAAACUUAUAUGAUUUGAAUUUACAUUGUGGUUUACCAACAAGAUGAAAUGAAUUGCGAGUGCCCAUGUCUAAGAAUCAGUAACAACUGAAUUUUGACUAGAUCUAUGAAUAUGAAGCCUGUAAAACAAUGUAUCUGAGAAAAAAAAAAUUGGUAGUAAAUUGUAUUCCACAAAAAUUUUAAAUAAACUAGUUUUCUUUUAUGUCCUUA
This is a messenger RNA of Anguilla rostrata (American eel), 6026 nucleotides long. Its product is annotated as cholesterol 7-desaturase nvd. Lineage: Eukaryota; Metazoa; Chordata; Actinopteri; Anguilliformes; Anguillidae. The record is from RefSeq and is a predicted model, not a curated record. Gene Ontology annotation, molecular function: oxidoreductase activity; 2 iron, 2 sulfur cluster binding. Gene Ontology annotation, biological process: cholesterol metabolic process. The transcript is spliced from 7 exons. The coding region runs from base 248 to 1624 and encodes 458 amino acids.